ACAACCAGCAGGGCUACGUGCACCUGGUGUGUUAGAAAACAGAAACGCUCACUUCGCUGAAUCUUUCCUUUAGGAUUUUAUGAGAAUUCGCAAAGCUGAUACGAUGUGUGGUAUGUCUAUUUUCCAAGUUACCUACGUUGUAUUCUUCUUAGGAACUUUAACACUGCAAGCUAAAGGCCACAGGAACAGUCCUUAUAUAAAAGAAAGGCUACAACGCGAGAAGUGCGAAUUCACAAAUCAAUGUAAAUACGGCCUGUGCUGCGUAAAGAAGGGCCCCAGCGGACCGAUGUGCCUACCAGUUGGAAAAUUAGGCGAAAAGUGCACCACGAAAGCUGUGGAGGGAGUCUACAGAAUGCGUUGCCCCUGUGCUGAUCACGCCCGCUGCCACGUCAAAAGUCACAUUUGCGUAUCACCGAGAAUAAGGCUCAACUCGACGAUGGGAGCUUCCAAGACCCCAAAUAAGAAGUGGACAUCUUUGUCCGACGCUGUUGUCUCUACUGCGCAAGGAAAUUUUCCUGUCUUUGGCGUGGACAAGCCACAAGGCGAGAAGUGCGAAUUCACAAGUCAAUGCCAACACGGACUGUGCUGCCUAUACAAAGGCAGCGACGGACCAACGUGCCAACCAGUUGGAAAAAUAGGCGAAAGGUGCACCACGGAAGCUGUGCACGGAGUCUACACAAUACGCUGCCCCUGUGUGGAUCACGCCCGCUGCCACGUCGAAACUAACAUUUGUGUAUCAGCGAGAAUAGGACUCAACUCGACCAUUGCAGCGUUCAAGAGCUCAAAUAAAAAGUGGACAUCUUCGUCGUGCGAAUGUGCACACUGCCAGGUGCUCGCGAACUUCCUUGAGCCCGAGUGUCCGUGCUGUCGCGAGAUGGGUGCAUCCGUAAGUCUCCCCCAACCGCAGGGUUGCAUGACGGAGCAUCCAGACUUCAAUCUUCUGUGUCUGAACAUUGCCGUGCUCCGUGUGGCGUACCUGGAACUUCGUUCAUGGGGGCACACCGUGAACGAUGCAAUGUACAAGUAA
Molecule: messenger RNA, 1027 nt
Organism: Dermacentor andersoni
Lineage: Eukaryota; Metazoa; Arthropoda; Arachnida; Ixodida; Ixodidae
Biological process (GO): digestion; lipid catabolic process
Cellular component (GO): extracellular region
Molecular function (GO): enzyme activator activity
Source: RefSeq, a predicted model, not a curated record